CUGAUAAAAUCAUCAAGCAAACCCACACUCAUUUCAGUUUCAUUGUGUCAUGAUGAUUAUUAGUAUCAUCACGAUCCUGCUACUCACAAGAGGAAUUUUCUCCUCUUUACCAGUCCAAGGAUCGAUAUCGAUGAUACAUGACAAUACAAUGUUGAUCGAUCUACGCGCGAACAAAUUGAGCGAUUUUGGUGAGUUGAUUGAAAUACUAGAAGGAAUGGAGGAACCGCAAGUCCGUAUCAUAAUUAAUUUGGAAAGGAAAAUUAUUGAGAUUAAUGGCAAAAUAGAUUUUGAACAGGAUUCUGUUAAGGUCAGAAAUGACGUUCGAAGUAUGUUAUGGCGCGUGCCAUUGCUGAUGCAAGAAUAUGGCAACAGCUAUAAAAGAUUGACUCAUCAGAAUUCAAAUGCCUAUGAAAUUUUGCGACAUGUUAUUAUACCCCAAGAUGAAGACUCUAUAAACCUUGAUGAAAAUGAUUUUGCAUUGUCUUGGAUGAUCUCUAAUCUCGAAUUUGCAAUGGAAAUGAAAAGAUUAAUUACAAACGAUGAGUUGUCUCUUGAAUAUACCAAAUCGAUUUUAUUGUGGUUGAACAAAUUGUUUGAUUUAAAAUGGCAGCAAUUUUACGACGAUCUCGAUUAUAUCUCAAAAUGGCAACUUUUGAAUUUAAAAAGACAAGCAGAAUUUUUUUUUAAAAAUUUAAGUACAGGUAAUCAACAACAUGAGAAAUCGAAGGAUGAUAAAUAUAUUUCAGAAGACGGAAAUAACAGUGAAAGCACUAAAAACGUUGACGAAAUAAUCUUAACUAAACAGAAUAAAGGCAAUCUUAUUGAAACUAAAAUUGAGACUAAAAUAAAUAUAAAUAAAUUUCCAAUGAAUACAUCAAAUAACACAUCUAAAAUAGAAGAACAAAUUAUGGAUCAGGAAUCAAUAAAACGUACCGAAGAUGAUACCAAGAAUUUCACUAUUAUACCAAUCAAUCAGGAAUUUACAUUAAACACCCCUACCGAUGUUAAGGACACUUCUAUCAUUAAUGAUACAUUUUUUUCUGAGAUCUUAAAAACAUUUCGAGAUGAUGAUCUCAUCAAAAGGAAAAUUGUCUCAAAAUUAAAAGAAUUCAUAGAUAUUCGUCACGAGCAUAUGAAACUUCGUAGAAAACAAUUUAAUCAACUAAAAAAUCUUUCUUUAAUUUUAUUAAACAAGAUCAUCACAAGCACUUCGCAAGAGAUUGAUCAACGAAAUGUUGGAACAGAUGUUACAUUGCAUGGAUCUUUGAAAAAUAUAAGAGACAUCCGAAAAAUUCCUUUUCGAAGAACACUUCAAGUUCUUACUCCUUCGAAUAAAAAUAAAAAACAGAAAAAUAGACACAUAUCAACAAAAAACAUCUUUGACAAGCAUCAUUAUUUUAAUAAGAGGAAGGAGAUAAAAUCAGAUAAUGGUUCGGCGAUGGACGAGAUUCUAGAGGCAGUGGAUGAAGUCUUGCCAACGGAUAAGUCUGUAGAAAUGCCGCCAAAAAGAUCAAACACAUUUUCUCGGAUAUUCUAAUUUCAUUCAUUAUAAUUGAAUGCAAAGAGAAUUUCACAUAUAUGUAUUUGUUAGGCAAUAUGUUAAUAACAUGUUCGACUAGAUCAUUA
Trachymyrmex septentrionalis is the source of this 1626-nucleotide messenger RNA. RefSeq lists its product as uncharacterized. Bases 50 to 1537 code for a protein of 495 amino acids. The transcript is spliced from 2 exons. The record is from RefSeq and is a predicted model, not a curated record. NCBI's taxonomy places the organism in Eukaryota, Metazoa, Arthropoda, Insecta, Hymenoptera, Formicidae.